Messenger RNA from Girardinichthys multiradiatus, 2288 nucleotides. It is a transcript of the gene sptlc3, whose product is annotated as serine palmitoyltransferase, long chain base subunit 3. Gene Ontology annotation, molecular function: serine C-palmitoyltransferase activity; pyridoxal phosphate binding. Gene Ontology annotation, biological process: ceramide biosynthetic process; sphingosine biosynthetic process. Gene Ontology annotation, cellular component: serine palmitoyltransferase complex. Bases 174 to 1820 code for a protein of 548 amino acids. Lineage: Eukaryota; Metazoa; Chordata; Actinopteri; Cyprinodontiformes; Goodeidae. The transcript is spliced from 12 exons. The record is from RefSeq and is a predicted model, not a curated record.
UGACAUAUUUGCAACAGCCUUUAGACAACAAACAUUUGUAGAAAGAAAAAAAAAAAAAAAAAAGAGGCUGAACCGAAACACAAGAAGGAGGAAGUCACCUUUGGCAGUUUAGUAACCAGCACGCUGGUUUCUCGUUCAACUGAGCACACAGAGUCCACUUCUUUUACAGCAACAUGGCAAGAACUUCUGACGCAGACCUCAAACCUCCGUUCAGCCAGAACGGACUGAAAUAUGACGAUCUGAGGAAAAACGGCUGUCACAACGGGAGGGAGAAAAAUGGACCACAGACUGGCGUCGGUUCUAGGCAGCACAGCCAUGACACAUUUGAACAGCCGCCUAUGUAUGUGGCGGUCAUGACGUACCUGGGUUUUGGGAUUGUGACCCUGUUUGGUUACCUCAGAGACUUUCUCAGAGCGGUGGGCCUGGAGAAGUGCCAUGUUGCACAGGAAAGAGAAGAACAGAAGGAUUUCACUCCCCUUUACCAAGAUUUUGAAAAUUUUUACACUCGAAACCUGUACAUGCGAGUACGGGACAACUGGAACCGUCCCAUAUGCAGUCUCCCAGGACCCGUCUUUGACUUGAUGGAAAGGGUGUCUGAUGACUACAACUGGACAUUCAGGUUUACAGGGACGGCAAUACAUAAUGUCAUCAACAUGGGCUCAUACAACUACCUCGGUUUCGCAGAGAACAACGCAGAUUUCCUGAAAACUGUGGCAGAUAAGGUGCAACGGUACGGAGCUGGGGUUUGCAGCACAAGGCAGGAAAUUGGUAACCUGAACAUGCACCAGGAGCUGGAACAACUAGUGGCCCAUUUCCUUGGAGUUGAGUCCUCCAUGAUAUUUGGGAUGGGUUUUGCAACCAACUCAAUGAACAUCCCAGCACUUGUAGGGAAGGGUUGUUUGAUAGUAAGCGAUGAGCUCAAUCACACAUCUCUAAUCUUGGGGGCCAGACUGUCAGGAGCUACUAUUCGGGUGUUCAAACACAACAACAUGCAUAGUCUGGAGAAGCUGCUAAGAGAGGCUGUUUGCUCAGGGCAGCCUCGGACCCACAGACCCUGGAAAAAGAUCCUCAUUAUGGUGGAGGGCAUCUACAGCAUGGAGGGCUCAGUGGUUCGACUGCCUGAAAUCAUUGCCCUGAAGAAGAAGUAUAAAGCCUAUCUUUACCUGGAUGAAGCCCACAGUAUCGGCGCAGUGGGGCCUUCGGGGAGGGGAGUCACCGAGCUGUUUAAUGUGAGGCCAGCUGAUGUGGACGUGAUGAUGGGGACUUUCACAAAGAGCUUUGGGGCAGCUGGAGGCUACAUCGCAGGGAAAAAGGAUCUGGUGGACUACCUGCGCAGUCAUUCUCACAGUGCAGUAUACGCCUCAGCCAUGUCCCCUGCCAUAACAGAGCAGGUCACCCGUGCCAUGAAGUGCAUCAUGGGACAAGACGGGUCAAUGGAGGGCAUUAGACGGAUCCGCCAGUUGGCAGAAAACACCAGAUACUUCAGGGCCAAGCUGAAGGAUAUGGGCUUCAUCAUCUAUGGUGAUGAUGACUCUCCUGUGGUUCCAGUGCUGCUCUACAUGCCAGGCAAAGUGGUAGCGUUUGCUCGAGAAAUGCUGGAGAGAAGAAUAGGUGUCGUAGUGGUUGGCUUUCCUGCCACACCAAUCACAGAGGCCCGAGCUCGAUUUUGUUUGUCUGCGUCACACACCAGGGAGAUACUGGACCAGGUGCUGCACCACAUGAAUGAAGUAGGAGACCUCCUCUGUCUGAAGUUUUCACGGAGGAAACGUUCCUCUUGGCCUGACCCCUGCAAGGGGACAAACUCUGAGGUGGACAGCUGAUGUGGCCCAUCGCACCUCUAAUUCACAGUGUCGAAACGAAGUGUCCCUCCCACUGCAGACUCAUUAACACAUAUUAUAGGGUGACACCUAUGAGCUUUGCACAGAAGAGAGGACAAAUGUUUGGCAGCUGCUUUUUUAUAUGUUAUUGUAACACACUGAUUCAGAAGAAGAGCUGUUUUUGCUCAUUUCAAUUAAAUAUAUUUCUUAACAUAAUUGUUUUUGAAGACUUACAGUUAAUUGCUGCAAAAGCAUGGCAGGGACCAGUAAUGUGAAAAAUAUUUUGCGUCACUUAGCGUUUGCCCACAUAACAAGGUCUUACAUCAUAGAUCCUUCAUAACUCAUAAAUUAUUACCAGUUUUAGAACUGUUGUCGCUAAUAAUUAUUUAAGAAUAAACUAUUUUACAGGAUGUAAUUCACUGUGUAUUAUGUUAAGCAAGAUAAUUCUGUUUUAAAAGGCAUAUUUACAAA